Hyaloscypha bicolor E is the source of this 1173-nucleotide messenger RNA. RefSeq names its product putative ubiquitin-conjugating enzyme E2 W. Bases 338 to 805 code for a protein of 155 amino acids. The transcript is spliced from 3 exons. NCBI's taxonomy places the organism in Eukaryota, Fungi, Ascomycota, Leotiomycetes, Helotiales, Hyaloscyphaceae. The record is from RefSeq and is a predicted model, not a curated record.
UGAGUUUGAUACAAAGGAGUUUAAGUGCCUUUCCUAUUUUGCUUCUGCCCAGCCCUGUGCGGCCAUUUGAUUUUGAUGCCCGGCCCCUGUGACGCGAAGGGUGCCCGCUGGAGCCUAUCGACGUGGACGUGGUCAAGAGCCUAUCGAUAAACGAUUCCCAUCCGCUUCAACCUCCGAACUUCGAAUAUUCCCGUAGGCUUUCACAUUCAGAACUGGGCUCCAAAGCUGCAUCAGGCCGGGCCACUCUUUGGGAAACCGAAGUCUUGACAAUUUAAGCUCCUUGCAACAUCGUUCCAGCUACGCAACAAGACCGGAAACAAGAGACCGCAAGGCCGUCAUGGCGGCGAACUUCGCGUCGAAACGUCUGUCCAAGGAACUGAAUAAGAUCAAUGGCCAACUACCACCCGGAAUCUCGCUCGUCAAGGCAGAAGACUUCCAAGAAUGGCUGCUUGACAUCAAGGUCCUCGACAGCAACCCUAUUUACCUGAACCAGACAUACAGACUCAAGUUUAAGUUCAGCCCUUCAUAUCCUAUUGAACCCCCAGAAGUAACUUUCCUUCUCUGCCCUGACCGCCCAAUACCCAUGCACCCACACAUCUACUCAAACGGCAUCAUCUGUCUUGAUCUCCUCGGCCAACAAGGCUGGUCACCCGUGCAAAAUGUGGAGAGCAUAUGCAUGAGCUUGCAGAGCAUGUUGACUGGGAACACGAAGAACGAGCGGCCGGAGGGAGACCAGCAGUUUGUGGCGAACAACAGGAGGCGGCCGAGGGAUAUUGAUUUCUAUUAUCAUGACAAUACGGUUUGAGGAAGCUGCUUGAUCACCUGGGUAGAGAGAGGAUGGUAUGGAAUAUUAUAGCAUGGUUCUUUUAGAUGACUAGAGAGAUUGGCAGUGGGGCAUAGGAUGGAUCGCAAUUCAAUCAGAACAGGAUUAAGGGCGUUCGAGGUGUUGGUAUAUGAGAGGACUUGAGAGUCCAUACGGACGGAUGAGUGCGAGCUGGGAACUUGGUUGGGAUGGCAUUACAGCGCGGCGUCUGGAUGAUUACAGCGAAGGUGUGCAUAGAGAAUGCGUUUUCGGAUUCCAGAUAUGUUCAGUGGACUCUCCCACACAUUCUGAUUCCUAGUGAUGUUUUCAAAUGAUCACAACCCAUUCCAGUGAUGGUGAAGAAAGGGGGA